GCGGAAGUGCGGCUACUGUGUUGUGGACAGUAGCACAAUUACCUAUGUUAUUUUUUGGUGUUUUCAUCGUAAGACGACGUUUUUUAAAAAGUAUAAGAAAGCGUUAACUCUAUUAGGAGACUGAAAAUGGAGGACGACGCUCCUGUCAUUUAUGGUCUCGAGUUUCAGGCACGAGCUCUUACUGCCCAGACAGCUGAAACUGAUGCCAUUCGUUUCCUCGUGGGUACACAGUCACUGAAAUUUGACAACCAGAUCCACAUUAUUGACUUUGAUGAUGAGAAUAACAUCAUUAAUAAGAAUGUCCUUCUGCACCAAGCUGGGGAGAUAUGGCACAUUGGCGCCAGUCCUGCAGAUAAGGCUGUGCUUACCACCUGCUAUAACAAAACCAGUGACAGCAGGGUGGUUUCAUGUGCGGCAGUAUGGCGGAUGCCCUCUGACUGGGAGACAGGUAGCCAUGAGUCACCUGAUGACACCGCCCACAACCCCCAAACCCUGGAGCUGCUUUGUCGCCUCGACGACAGUGCCCAUGGCAACGCUGCCUGUGUGCUGUGGGAACCCAUGGGGGACGGCAAACGUGUGAUUUCAUUGGCUGAUAACCAUGCACUACUCUGGGACCUGCAGGAGAGCUCCACACAGGCCACGGUCUCCAGCACUGCCACGCUGGAGGGCAAAGGUCAGCUGAAGUUCACCUCGGGCAAGUGGAGCCCCCACCACAACUGCAGUCAGCUCGCCACAGCGAAUGACACGGCCAUACGAGGCUGGGACUUACGCACUAUGAGUCAGAUAUACUGUAUAGAGAACGCCCAUGGCCAGCUGGUGCGUGACCUGGACUUCAACCCCAACCGCCAGUACUACCUGGCCAGCUGCGGAGACGACUGCAAGGUCAAGUUCUGGGAUGUCCGCAAUGUCCAGGAGCCUGUCAAGACCCUGGAGGAGCACUCGCACUGGGUGUGGAGCGUCCGCUACAACCACAGCCACGACCAGCUGGUGCUGACAGCCAGCAGUGACAGCCGCCUCAUCCUCUCCAAUAUGGUGUCCAUCUCCUCAGAGCCAUUCGGACACUUAGUGGACGACGAGGAGCUCAGUGAAGGGGAGGACAACCACCAGGACGACAAGGGUAAGGAGCCCCUGAAGGACAGUGUGGUGUCCACCUACGAGGAGCACGAGGACAGCGUGUAUGCGGCAGAGUGGUCGUCAGCCGACCCCUGGCUCUUCGCCUCACUCAGCUACGACGGACGGCUCGUCAUCAACAGGGUCCCCCGUGCCCUCAAAUAUCGCAUCCUGCUCUGAGAGGGACAGGUGAUCUGAAUGUGUCUGUGUGUGUUUGUACAGUGGGAGAGGACAGCACAUGGGCCCACAUCCUUCACUACAAACUGCUGCCAUUAGACGUUCCAUUAUAACUUGGUAGAGCGUGCUGUCUAAGGUCCUUCAAACUUCAUAUUGAGGCAGCAAUGGUAAGGAGUGUGUGUGUGAUGUAAACAUACUGUCGUACAUAUGUUUCACUGAGCUCUGUAAACAAAAAUCUGCUCUGAAUAUCCCAGUUAAAUGAAAAACAAAAUAUAUAUACCCUCAUAAGAACAUAAA
Toxotes jaculatrix (banded archerfish) is the source of this 1584-nucleotide messenger RNA. It is a transcript of the gene eipr1, whose product is annotated as EARP complex and GARP complex interacting protein 1. Bases 127 to 1290 code for a protein of 387 amino acids. Lineage: Eukaryota; Metazoa; Chordata; Actinopteri; Toxotidae. The transcript has 9 exons. The record is from RefSeq and is a predicted model, not a curated record. Gene Ontology annotation, molecular function: protein binding. Gene Ontology annotation, biological process: protein ubiquitination.